Molecule: messenger RNA, 2000 nt
Organism: Salvelinus fontinalis (brook trout)
Lineage: Eukaryota; Metazoa; Chordata; Actinopteri; Salmoniformes; Salmonidae
Product: C-reactive protein-like
Exons: 2
Coding region: 392-1072 (226 amino acids)
Source: RefSeq, a predicted model, not a curated record
AGUUAACAAUUAAAACAAGUUUAAACACUUAAUUUCAAAGAAUCAACACUUUCAUAUAAUUUCAAAGUGUACAAGUAAGCUAACUCAAAUGCAAAGGUUAGACAUUUUAGUAACAAGUAGGCUAUUAUUACUAAAAAGUCUGACAGAAAGAACAUCUUGAUAAACUGGCAAUGUUGAAACAUCAUAUGAACUUAGGUUCUCAGAUGACUCUAUUUUCUAAUCUGGACCAAUAUCAAAACAAGGAAGUGGGUAAUGUGCUAUGUCUGGCUGGCAUUCAUAGGAGCAUACAGGUAGUUCCUCCCAUUUUCAGUCCCUUUUCUAUACUAUAAAUAGGAAUAUCCUUUGAGGAUGUGUCCAUAACAUUAGUGCUUACUCCAAGUGAAACUACAAAAUGGAGCUGCAGACAUGGCUUCUGAUGUUCUUUACGUGCUGCUAUGCUGUGCCACAAGACAUGUCAGGGAAGGAAAUCAUUUUCCCAGUAGAGUCAAACACCGCCUAUGUCAAGAUAACCCCUGACAUGAACAAAAUCUUCUUUGCUGUGACUGUCUGCGUUCGAUUUUUCACCGACUACCAGACGAAGGAGCUGACCAUUUUCUCAUUGGCCACGCCUUCUCAUGCUGAUGGUUUUGUCAUCUUCAGGGGAGAUGGGGGAAAUUACAGGGUGUACAUUCAGGACCAAGGUAUCUAUUUCUGGGGAUUGCCAGACAAAAUGAACGAGUGGAACUCUGUUUGUGGGACGUGGGAUGCCAGUACAGGAUUGACUCAACUGUGGGUGAAUGGGAAGCCAAGUGCGAGGAAAGCUCUCCAAGCCGGCGGCUCCAUCUCUGGUACACCGAGUAUUAUUUUAGGUCAGGACCAAGAUGCAUACGUUGGUGGGUUUGAUGUGUAUGACUCCUUUUACGGACAUGAGACCGAUGUCCACAUGUGGGACAGAGUGCUCUCUCCAUGUGAGAUCCAAAGCUACAUGAAGGGGGAGGUGUUAUCUCCAGGGAAUGUGGUAAACUGGAACGCACUAAAAUACACAAGGCAUGACUAUGUGGUUGUUGAGACGAUGCAGAACCUGAUCUGUUAAAAAUUUGACCGCAACAAUCACAAACAGAUCAUUUCAAACUAUGCUUACAUUUGUAUACGAUCAUGUGUCUAUAUUAUGCGUGGGAAUAGUUUGGAACAGAUUUCCAAAAUUUAAAUAACUUGGAGCUGAUUUCCUGGUGUUUUUACAGUCUUUUAUGUCCCAAAAUUAAAACAAGAAAAAAAGUUUGGGGGCGGAAUAAAACCACCCACGGGCCAAAUUUGGCCUGCGUGCCGCCAGCUGGGGAACCCUGCUGUAGGGGUUUGUAUCAAUUAUGUAUUAAAACACUAGAUUGUUGAUUAUAAAAUUUGAUAUGUAUUGGCCAUUGAGAGACUUUGAAGCCACUGUCCGCCAUAUUGGUACUUCUCAGAAGGAGCAGUCCUCCAUAGGAAUGAAUGGAAUGCUACAUUAUUUCAAUUUAAUGUUUCAAGCGCAAAAUUACAUAUCUUUAAGUAUUUAUUUGUUGUAGAGUGAACAGUAACAUUCGUAUUCUCAAAAAAUUAUACUUUAAGGAAAAACUAUUUUUGUUUUGUUUGUUCAUAUAAUACAAUUUAAAAGUAUGCAUUAAGGUGUCUGUUAUAUAAUAUGCUUGACAAAGUGUUGGAGGGGUACAGAAAUGGUGACAGUGACUUCAAAAUAGCGCCACCUGUCAGUCAUCUAGUAUUAAUAUGCACCAUUGGUUUGUAUGUGUGCAAGAGCAGAUGGACGUUAUGGCUCCCUGCGUCGAGGCCAUGUCAAGCAGGGUUCGAAAUAAAGAACCAAAAAGGACAUAGCCGUGCCUCUCCACUUAUAAUUGUUGAUAUCACAAUGCCAAAUUUACUUUCUCAUUUGAAUAAAAUCUCAAUAAUAAAUACAAUGAAAAUGUACAACCACGUCUUUAUUAAUUGUUUGUGUUUCCACGACAUCCUAAUGUUUGACACCGCAGUAAAGC